This is a messenger RNA of Xyrauchen texanus (razorback sucker), 1463 nucleotides long. It is a transcript of the gene selenop2, whose product is annotated as selenoprotein P2. The record is from RefSeq and is a predicted model, not a curated record. Gene Ontology annotation, cellular component: extracellular region. Gene Ontology annotation, biological process: selenium compound metabolic process. NCBI's taxonomy places the organism in Eukaryota, Metazoa, Chordata, Actinopteri, Cypriniformes, Catostomidae. The transcript is spliced from 5 exons. Gene Ontology annotation, molecular function: selenium binding.
GGGGGAGGGCCAUGCCCAGUGAGACCUUAAAAAGUGUGGAGCAAACAACUUACCCUUGUUUCUUUUAUUUUUUACCUUAAGGAGGCCAAGGGACAAAUUGUUGAGGUGUUACAGUGGGCAAAGUACAGCAGGCAUAAUGCAGGCUGUCUGGGCUCUGUGGUUGUCUGCUUUUCCAGCUCUGCUGGGGGCUUCAUCACUGUUUGUGGAGAAGGAAAAUACUAGCUCGAAGAUCUGCUUGCCUGCGCCACAGUGGGAGAUUGAUGGCAAGACUCCAAUGAAGGAGCUUUUGGGAAAUGUAGUCAUCGUGGCUCUGCUUAAAGCGAGCUGAUUCUUCUGUCUCACGCAGGCUGCCAGGUUGGGAGACCUGCGUGACAAGUUGGCCCAGGGCAAGCUGACUAAUGUAUCUUUCCUGAUUGUCAAUGAGCAGGAGGCACAGUCCAGAGCUAUGUACUGGGAGCUCAAAAGGAGGGUGGCACAGGGCAUCCCUGUGUAUCAACAGAACCCACUGCAAAAUGAUGUCUGGGAAAUUUUAGAUGGUGACAAGGAUGAUUUCUUGGUGUAUGACAGAUGUGGAUAUCUGACCUUCCAUAUUGUCCUGCCAUUCAGCUUUCUUCACUACCCGUACAUAGAGGCUGCCAUCAGGGCCACAUACCAUAAAGAUAUAUGCAACUGCUCACUACAUGGCAACUCCACCAUAUCAGGAGACUUUAACAACAGCAAAAACAACGACACUGCGCUCACUGGAGAGAACAGUAAGCAGGCUGCAGAACCCACUAAACAGCAUCAUCAUCAUCAUCAUCAUCAUCAUCAUGAUAAUAAUAAUGAGCAAAAGCAUCAUCAUCAUUUUGUUCUUGUUCCAAAAAAUAAAAGUCAUGCAGGUGAUUCUGAAGAGCCAAAAGACCCAACCCAGCAUUCUCAUCAAAAACCGAUUUACUACAAUACAGGGACCUAAGCCUACAGAAUUCACUCACAUAUGUAAAGUAUCACUCUGUGACUGUGCAAAUGGUCUUAUGGUACCUUUUUGGUUUUAAUUUUUAUAAUAAUUGGUCUAUUUUGAUUUAAAAACAAUGUUUGUAGAAAACUUAAGAGCUGCACUUGUGUCAGAAUUGUAUGUUGAACGAGUAAAUGUGGGAAUUCUGAUGGUUCGUUGUCUUUGGAAUAUCAAGUGUUUUUCUUCACUGUUCUUAAUGAAGUGUGCACUGUAAACCUGAGUCAGGGGUCUGCAUACGGAUGCUGAGCAAAGGAGACAUUUACAUCUGUUUUUCCCGUUCUUUUAGGGAAUAUCUAAAAGUACUGAACCAAACAGUUUUUUUUUUUUUUUUUUUGGCUAUUGUCAUUUAGUAGCCUACCAGCUGAAAAUGUUAUGUUAAUAAAGGGAAUGUGCCAUUUGUUCGCAAUGUGUGUUGUCAAUAUGUAAGGCUGUGUAGUGUAAAUUCAAAUGAGCACAUUGCAUGUUCCUUUUC